Haliotis rufescens (red abalone) is the source of this 2996-nucleotide messenger RNA. RefSeq lists its product as uncharacterized. The transcript has 2 exons. The coding region runs from base 878 to 1909 and encodes 343 amino acids. The record is from RefSeq and is a predicted model, not a curated record. Lineage: Eukaryota; Metazoa; Mollusca; Gastropoda; Lepetellida; Haliotidae.
UUGUCGACUAACCUGUAAGUCUGAUUGUAUGAACGUGCAUUGUGAAAUCUGCACAUGCGUUACAACUGGACAGAUAGAACGCACCUGUUCAGGUACUGGUACUCCCGCUGGUCAAGUGCAGGACGUCACACCUGGUUAGGUACAGGACAUCGGGCCUUGUCAAGUAGAGGACAUCACACCUGAAUAUCCCACCUGGUCAAAUGCAGGACAUCACACCUAGUCAACUUCAGGACAUCACACCUAAACAUAGCACCUGGUCAAGUAUCGCCACACCUGGUCAAGUACAGGGCAUCACACCUGGUCAACUUCAGGACAUCACACCUGAACAUAGCACCUGGUCAAGUAUCGCCACACCUGGUCAAGUACAGGGCAUCACAGCUGGUCAACUUCAGGACAUCACACCUGAACAUAGCACCUGAUGAAGUAUCGCGACACCUGGUCAAGUACAGGGCAUCACAGCUGGUCAACUUCAGGACAUCACACCUGGUCCACUUCAGGAAAACACACCUGAACAUCACACCUGGUCAAGUAUCGCCACACCUGGUCAAGUACAGGGCAUCACACCUGAACAUAGCACCUGGUGAAGUAUCGCAACACCUGGUCAAGUACAGGGCAUCACAGCUGGUCAGCUUCAGGACAUCACACCUGGUCAAGUACAGGGCAUCACAGCUGGUCAACUUCAGGAAAACACACCUGAACAUCACACCUGGUCAAGUAUCGCCACACCUGGUCAGUUGCAGGAUACACAUAUGGAAAUGGUGAAGCAGCCGGAGAUUCAAAUGCCGUUGAGUGGCCCAUGACGAAAGGGUUCCUGGGUGAUUAGUUUUGCCUGUCCUUCAACGUCAUCAACACGUCAGCGGUGUCUUUGUCCUAGACCAUGGAGCAGGUGGAGCCGAAGAGGAAGCCGAACCCGAAGCGUCUGGAGAAGACCCUGUUCGUGAACCACAAGGAGGAACAGGCGCUGGAGAAGAGACUCGAAUCCAUUUCCCUCAACUCCAGACUCAGGAUGAUGGAGCUGGACAGAGAGAGGAUCACCUUGAGGAACGAAUACCGUCUCAGCAGGCGCCAUAACGUGUCCUCCUCAAAACCAAGGUCAAGGUCACCGUCACCCUUUGUUGACGCGAGACCGUCACGGCAUCAGACGCUUGAUCCUGUCAACUCGUACCUGCUGACGGAGUACCGCCGGGUGUCCGAGGUUAUUCCUUCCAUACUGAUGUCCUUGUCCGCUAAAGAAGAGAAGAACCCCGAGUUCGUUGCCAUGACGACAACGAAAGCGGACAGGACACAAUCAGGGGGUGCCGAUGAGCCUGACAUGACAAAAAUACUUCAGCUAAUUCGGAACGUGAAGAAGAUGCGUCAGGACAUGAACGUAAGUAAAAGACUUGAUAGCAACCGUUGUAAGGUCAAUUUUAAAGAUUUACUGAAAAGCAUUGAAGCCAGGGAACAGAAAGGCAGUCUAUCGGAUACCUACACUGACGGUGCGUGUUCGUUGCUGAGACGGAAGAUGAACAAGAUGAGACGCGAUGGGCAGGAUGUGGAUCGAAGACAAGGUCCACGAUCACAGGGAGAACACAGACAACCGACGGAAAUUAUCAAGUCCCCGGACGAGAAUCCUCAAAGAAAGAGACACUCGAUAACACUACCUAGGGUCAGCGACACGCCCAUGCAAUCCCAGGGGUUGACCAUGACACGAAGUGUUACGACACUGGGCAUGCCGGGAAGACAGAAGACGUCACUUCCGGCCUACACGAAGAGGCAGUUGGCUGAGGAAGACGAGUUCAUCACUAGGACCAAGGUGUCGAGGGAGCUCGAGAACUAUGACAAAAUCAGAGGAAGGAUUGGUACUUUUAUGAACACAAUCAAUCAGCCACGGUUACCUCCCUUUGAACAAGGUGAACUUUCAGGGUAAGUUAGAUAUCACUACACUGGACGCGAUUUCAAACCUGUUAGAAAUUAUCUCCAACCUUUACACGACUGAUGACAUAUGUACAACCGAUGACAGUUUUACAAAACGAAGAUGUCAAAAACGUUAAGCGAAAAAGUGCUCUUCAUGUUGUGGGCGUAUUGGUUUAACAUUAUGCAAAGGGACCAAGCAAUGGUUUCAAGGUGAACAGCUAAUACACUUGGCUGACUUUGAUAUAAAACAUUUUCGAAUGAAUAGCAUAUCUCUCGUGCGUCAGGAGAUGAUUCCUAUCAUUAGAUAUAUCCAAAGUGAUGCAAACUAUUUCCUGAAGAUAUAUCCGGACUAAACCAUCUUCCCGAGGCAAGGGAGUUAACUAACUAUAAAAGUACAGUUUCCACCCUUGCCGAUCUAGGCUGAAACUAUGGAGUAACCCUUUUGCUGGACUAACGAAUCUAUGCAAAGUCCAAUCAAAAUCGCGUAACGAACUUGACAUCCGGUCUGUAAACAACAUGCAUUUCAACGUGCAGAUUUCGGUGGACUGCAGAAUGCGCAAAGCAUAUAUACUGCCAACUGGGCGUCGACAGAUAUUUUGCAAAUUCCUUCAUGUUUUUAAUCAAGGUGUUCACGUGAUUUGAUGCAUUUCGCGGGGUAAGACCCGUUUUGUUACAAUAUAGAUCUUGGUUAUCGACCAAAACGUCUUGACAGGGCGACGCCAUUUUGUUUGAAGCAAAUACAAGUGAUAUGAGAGAUGGAAUCUGAUUGGUCAAUAGGAGGGAUAUGACUGGUAAUAGCCACGGGUGGCGCUACAAUCGAGCCUGGAAAUUCAGCCUAGUUCGGCAAGAGUGGAAACUGGGCUUUUAUGGUCCAAAACACGCUUUCAUAAAUUAAAUUGACCUCAGGCUUUACAACGAAAUUGCAUAUGCUGGCUGUCCAGGCAGGAUUGUGCUGUGGCUUCUCCUGACAGAGAAAGGGAAUAUUCAAAGAUCCCCUUAUGACAAGUGUUUGCUGGGGCCAGCUCCCCACGAAGAGACCCGUGAAGAUUCCGGGGUAGAAUAGGUCUUCAGCAACCCAAGCUUUCCGUAAAAGGUGACUA